AUGAACAUCUACAAUGCCCAAGAAUCCAAAGUAAAAAACCCUCCCAAUUCAAUUAUUAUUUAGUUACAAAGAGAGUGUGAAAGUUUUUUAGGGAUCAAACAAGUACUACCUUACCUGAUAUGCGGGUAAAUUGUCCAAGUGUCUGGCUUUUUCUAGCGGUGUGCGCUAAAAUUUGACGGUAAUAAAUGACACAGUUUACGAUAACAAGCAUGGCAAAGACCAAAGAAUAUUAGAGAGGAGAUCGAAGGAACCGUAUUUUACAAUCAAAGUGUAUUUUUGAACUCUGAAAAGUAUUACUUUAACCUUACGUACAUACACGUUCUUAUAGCUAUGGGUCGGCAAAGGAAUUUUAUUGUCGCAUUCUUACGACGUAAAUUGCCCUCGGCAUUUCCUUAUGCUUUAUAGCAGCAAAGCCCCAAUAAUUUUAUAAAUAAUUUUAUAAUCAUGUUUAUACAUGUUAUUCUAGACCUUAAUUCAUGCAGUAUUUUGGGUAAGAGCUCUAAUUUUAGCAGUUUUUUAAAAUUUUUAUACACCUUUACCUUCUGUUAACCCUUAUUUUGGUUAGUACUCAAAUUCAAACCAUUACCCUGCCGUAGCCUCCGAGCGACUGUGGUCGCUGGCGAUUGCCCGCCGCGCCUGUUGUCCCUGCGCCUUGUCUGAGCUGGACUUUGGGCCCGGAAUGGGCGGCGGCGUUCAGGAACCCGUAGCGUUGCCGAAGCUCCGGCGGCUGGGCGGGUGGUGGGACGCCGAGAAGUUUACUGAUGAGCGGAACGAAUGGCCGGGGGGCCGGGAUCAAGGGGCCGGCCGCGGCCCCGCCGUAGCCCUGCGCCGAGCUGCGUCGCCGAAAGGACUGGUAGUGGUGGGGGUUGGGGUUCAGCGAGGCGCGAUGAUGAUGCUCUUCGAACUUGGACGCCGAUGA
Messenger RNA from Bursaphelenchus xylophilus (pine wood nematode), 919 nucleotides. NCBI's taxonomy places the organism in Eukaryota, Metazoa, Nematoda, Chromadorea, Rhabditida, Aphelenchoididae. The record is from the annotation of a GenBank genome assembly.